Molecule: messenger RNA, 7335 nt
Organism: Penicillium egyptiacum
Lineage: Eukaryota; Fungi; Ascomycota; Eurotiomycetes; Eurotiales; Aspergillaceae
Source: the annotation of a GenBank genome assembly
AUGAGCCCCGAAGAAAUUAAACCGAAUUUGGUUCCCCCAGAGCCCAUUGCCAUCUGUGGAAUGUCUGUACGUCUCCCUGGAGGCCUGCAUACACCCCAACAGCUAUGGGACUUCUUGGUGGCUAAAGGAGAUGCCCGUGGCAAAGUGCCAAAGUCCAGAUACAAUGCCUCGGCAUACUACUCUGACACGCAGAAACCAGGCAGCAUCAAGACAGAAUAUGGAUACUUCCUGGAUGAAAGUGUUGACAUUGCUUCAGUGGACACAUCUUUCUUCACAAUGGGAAAGUUGGAAGUUGAGCGUAUGGACCCACAGCAACGGCAGAUGCUGGAAGUUGCCAGGGAGUGCAUGGAAGAUGCCGGAGAAACGAACUGGAAAGGACGACCAAUUGGCUGCUAUAUGGGCAGCUUUGGUGAAGAUUGGCUUGAACUAUAUGGCAAAGAAAUACAGCAGUAUGGCCAGUAUCGAGUGAGCGGAUACGGAGAUUUUAUGCUGCCCAAUCGAGUCUCGUAUGAGAUGGACCUGACAGGACCGAGCAUGGUCAUACGUACUGCCUGCUCAGCAGGUCUUGUUGCACUACACGAAGCAUGUCUGGCAAUUUCCAGGGGUGACUGCGAGGGAGCCAUUGUUGGCGGCGCCAACUUGAUAAUGGCACCAGGCAUGACAGCUGCCAUGAGUGACCAAGGCGUGAUUUCACCUGAUGGGUCUUGCAAGAGCUUCUCUGCCGAUGCCAAUGGCUAUGCUCGAGGAGAGGCAAUCUCUGCAAUCUUCAUCAAACCCUUGGCUAACGCCGUCCGGGAUGGAAAUCCAGUUCGAGCGGUUAUCCGUUCGACAGCAUCAAACAGUGACGGAAGGGGGCCUGGAAUCGGCACACAUGUCCCGAAUGAUAUUGCCCACGAGGCCAUGAUCCGGCGCGCGUAUGAGGUGGCAGGCAUUGCAGAUUACUCCCAGACCGCAUUUGUUGAGUGCCAUGGCACUGGCACCCAAGUUGGAGAUCCUAUCGAAACCCGAGCAGUGGGCCGGGUUUUUGGCCCUUCUGGUGGCGUCCUCAUUGGGUCUGUCAAGCCCAAUCUUGGUCAUUCUGAAGGAGCCUCGGGGAUUACAUCCCUAAUCAAGGCGGUACUGGCCCUGGAAAAUCGUAUCAUCCCUCCAAAUAUUAAGUUUAAGGAGCCCAAUCCCAAUAUUCAGUGGGAUGAGUAUGGGCUAUCUGUUCCCACAGAGCCGAUGCCAUGGCCUGAGGCUCGGAAGGAGCGAAUCAGUGUAAACUCCUUCGGAAUUGGAGGUACUAACGCUCACGUUGUUCUCGAUUCAGCUCAGAGCUUUGGCAUCUCCCCCGUUCCCACACAGCAUACCAUUUUGUCACAGCUGCUUGUUUAUUCCGCAAACAAUGUUGAGUCAUUAAAACAAAUGAUCUCCCACUAUACAGCGUAUAUCCAAGAGCACCCAACCAGACUUGCCGAUCUAGCGUUCACUCUGGGUAAUAGGAGGGAACAUCUGCCCCAUCGGGCAUUUUCCGUGAAAAGCUCAUUGGGCCCGCUCACGACUUCAGCGCCCUCAAAAGCUGGUGAGACACCGAACAUCGUCAUGGUUUUCACCGGCCAGGGCGCUCAGUGGCCACAAAUGGGUUGCUCCAUGAUCCACAACCCCGUCUAUCCUGCAUUUAAAAAGAGCAUUCAAGAUCUUGACUCACAUUUGCAAACGCUCACACAUGCUCCAGAAUGGAGCAUUGAAGAAGAGCUCUUGAAGGGCCCAGAUACUAGCAGACUCGGCUCAUCCGAGUUGUCCCAGCCCCUGUGCACGGCAAUCCAAGUGGCCCUGGUCGACACUUUCGCUUCCGUUGGCGUUCAGCCUACUGCUGUCGUGGGCCACUCUAGCGGCGAAGUGGUAGCUGCGUACGCUGCCGGUGCCAUCACGGCCAACGAAGCAAUCACGAUUGCGUUUUAUCGAGGUCAGGUCACUAAGCUACAAACCAGACCUGGGGCCAUGGCGGCUAUAGGCAUGGAUACCGAGGAGGUCCAAGAAUAUCUACAGGCUGGCGUCGUCGUUGCUUGCGAAAACUCGCCUAAAAGUGUUACCCUCGCGGGUGAUACACAUGCUAUUGAAAAUGCAGUUGCCCUGGUUAAGAGGGCCCACCCCAAUGUCCUGGCCAGACAGUUGAAAGUCGACAAGGCGUACCACUCUCAUCAUAUGGCUGAAAUAGGCAAUGAGUACUAUGCUUUGAUUGAACGUGAAAUAUGCCCCAAGGCUCCAAAUAAGUUGUUCUUCAGCAGUGUUGAGAACAAACUGUUCACCGAAGCCCAGAAUUUCGGGCCCAAAUACUGGCAGAUGAACCUGCAGUCCCCAGUGCUCUUCCGCUCGUCUGUCUCAUCUAUAGUCAAGCAUCAGAUUGCGAAGAACAUGGUGCUACUUGAAAUUGGACCGCAUUCCGCUCUUGCGGGUCCCUUGCGACAGACCCAGGCUCAUCUUUCCUCUUCUUCACCUUAUAUUUCUACAUUCGUUCGCAACCAGGACAGUACAGAAUCCUUCCUGAACGCCAUUGGGCAGCUGCAUGUUCUAAACGCUGUCUCCAAAUUGGAUAAGGUCAUUUGCGAGGGCUCUACUCUCCCAGAUCUUCCAAGGUACCCAUGGAAUCACUCGAAAAGAUUCUGGUAUGAGUCUCGACUGAGCAAGGAGUGGAGACACCGCGAGCACAAGUAUCACGAUCUUCUUGGUGUCCGGGUAACUGAGAGCCCUGAUUUUCAUCCUCUUUUCCGAAAUCUCUUUCACUUGGACAAUGCCCCGUGGAUUCGUGACCACAAGGUCGGCGAUGAUAUUGUAUUCCCCUUCGCUGGGUAUGCUGCGAUGAUUGGCGAGGCUGUGAGACAGCUGACCGGGGUUAAUGAAGCAUUCACACUACGCAAUAUCACUGUCAGCACUGCUCUUGUCUUGAAUGAAGGCCCGCCAGUUGAGAUCAUGACAACACUACAUCGCCAUCGAUUGACUGAUUCCCUUGACAGUGAGUGGUGGGAAUUUACUAUCGCCUCCCAGAACGGAACUAGUUGGACCAAAAACUGCUCGGGCGAGGUUAGAUCGCAUAGCGAACACCUUGAAGAUAUAGAAAAGAAGGCUCCUCUUGUGCGAAAGGUUAAUACGCACCGUUGCUACCAUUCUAUGGCAAUGUCUGGACUCAACUUUGGGCCAUCAUUUCAACGGCUCGACCAUGUCCGGUCAGACACUGUCACGCAGAAUGCGACGUCCGAACUUGUUGCAAAAGAGACUGAUGGGGAAAAAUAUCAUCUGCACCCCACGAUCAUCGAUGCCUCACUGCAGCUGCUCAGUGUGGCUGCUUCCAAGGGAUAUGCCGAACAGAUAACCAACAUAAUGGUUCCUACUUACAUUCAAGAAAUGUCCAUCUACCGCUCUUAUGGGAAUGUUCAGGUCCAAGCUUCCGCAUCCUACACCCCGAACGGCUCCAUCGUCGGUAGUGGCCAGUGUAUUACUGCAGGAGGCAAGGUUGCUUUACGCAGUUCUGGAAUUAGACUCUCUGUUCUCGAUCAUCAGGACUCUGACAAGGCGGACGACGCCACUGCCUGUGCAGAAUGGGCUCCCCAUAUCGACUUCCUGGACGUCAAUACUCUCAUCAAGCCAUUAAUUGACCGCAGUGACUACAUGCCCACUUUGACAGAUCUAUCUCAUCUAUGCAUGGUUUACACGCAGCGUAUCAUUGGGGAACUGGAUACUCCAAUCAGCCACAUGCACAGAUAUCGAUCAUGGAUUGAUCAGCACCUCCUGUCCGUGGAUCUGCGGAGCCUCCAAAUUCACGACAAUGGUGCCAUUGAGCAUCGAGUGAAGGAACUUGUUCACCAGAUCUCCCAAACCAAGGGCGCCCAUCUUGCCGUUGGUAUCGAGGUGGUUUUCAACAACGUCCAGAAGAUUUUCACCGGGGAGGCCGAUGCUUUGGAUCUCCUUUUAGCCGAUGACAUAUUGGCCAACGUCUAUAAUGCCAUGGAUCAGUGCGAUAUUUCCAGAUUCAUCAGGCGAUUGAGUCAUAGCAAGCCUAAUCUGCGUAUCCUCGAAAUAGGAGCCGGAACUGGCGGGUCCACAGCUAAUCUCCUGAAGCUGUUGACACCUGGGGACAGGAAGCUAUACACGAGUUACACAUUCACUGAUAUCUCGUCUGGCUUCUUUGUUGCUGCAAAGGACCGCUUUGCCAAUUACCCAAAUUUCGAAUACGCUACUCUCGACAUUAGUAAAGAUCCCUCGGAUCAGGGUUUCGAUGGCCACAAAUACGACCUAAUUCUGGCCACCAAUGUCAUCCACGCCACUGCAUCCUUGAACGACAGUCUGAGUAAUGUUCGGAAACUUCUCUCUCCCACAGGAUGGUUCUUGCUCCACGAAUUGACACCCACAUUCAAAUGGAUCAACUAUAUCUUUGGAACUCUAGCUGGCUGGUGGUACGGCGAUGCUGAGGGUCGGUCGCAUGAGCCGUAUAUAGGUGUCGAACGCUGGGAGAGAGAACUCAAGGCCGCUGGAUUCCGCACUCCCGAUGCUGCAGUUUUGGAUUCAGAUCAUCCAUAUCAGUUGAACGCCAUGAUUGUGGCUAGGCCGGAAAUUGAUGUCACACCCAAGAAACGCGUCACGCUCUUGACGCUCUCUGAAUCGAGAUGUGUUGUCACUUUGCUCCAGGCGCUAGAGGGCAGGGGAUACUCCAUUCAUCAUUCUAGGUUUGGGGAAGAGCGUUUGCCUGACGGACAAGAUGUGAUUGCCUUGCUUGACGAUGAAGCCCCAUUCUUUGAGAACAUGGAUAACCAACGCUUUGACGCUUUCAAGAAAUUGGUGGAGGGCGUAAAUGAGUGUGGUAUUCUCUGGGUGACUCGUUUGUCACAAGCCCAAUGUCAUGACCCGAGAUUUUCCCAGAUCAACGGCGUAGCGCGGACGAUUCGCAAUGAAUUGCUUGUCGACUUUGCUACUUGCGAGGUUGAUAAUCUUGAUGUCUCUUUGGAGAAACUCAUCGACGUAUAUGAGAAGUUCCAAGUCCGCCAGGAAGACCAGACGCUGAAGCCUGAAUUCGAAUAUGCUAUCAUUGACAAUACUGUCCAAGUUGGACGGUACCAUCCAUUCUCAUUGGGAGACGAGCAAGAGACGUCGGGUUCAAAUGAUAGCAUGGCUCUUCGGACCAGUAAACCCGGUCGCUUGGCUGCGUUACACUGGGCUUACGAGGGUAUCAGAACCCUGAAAGGAGAUGAGGUGGAAAUUGACACGUAUGCAACCGGUCUGAAUUUCAAGGAUGUCUUAUGUGCCAUAGGCAUUGUCGAAGCGAAAGAUAAUGAAUUUGGCCAUGAAGGCGCCGGCAUAGUCCGCAGCAUCGGUCCCGAAGUUCAAGGUCUGAAGGUCGGUGAUCGCGUUAUGGUCGUCGGAAGCUGUUUAUUUGGGACACGAUUAGUUCUCUCCGAGGCCCUUUGCGAGAAGAUCCCAGGUGGCUUAAGCUUCAAUGAUGCGGCUACCAUGCCUUGCGUGUUCAGUACAUCACUGUACUCCAUCUUCGACGUUGGAAAUCUGAGGAAAGGACAGUCCAUUCUUAUUCACAGUGCCUGCGGUGGGGUUGGCAUUGCGACCAUUCAGCUUGCUCAAAUGGUUGGUGCGGAGAUUUACGCAACUGUUGGUAACGAGGAGAAGGCCAAGUAUCUCAUGGACGCAUUUGGCCUUCCGCGGAACAGAAUCCUCAACUCCCGUAAUACCUCGUUUGUCGAGGACAUCAUGCGGGAGACAAACGGACAGGGCGUCGAUUUGGCAUUGAACUCAUUGUCUGGUGAACUACUUCAUGCUACAUGGAAGUGCAUUGCACCUUUUGGAAAGAUGGUCGAGAUUGGCAAGCGAGACUUGAUUGGCUCCGGAAAGCUUGAUAUGACACCUUUCUUAGAUAACCGGAGCUACUGCUGUGUCGAUUUGGAUCAAAUUUGUUCCAGAAAGCCGACCCUUGCAAAGAAACUGCUAAAGGAAAUUGUAGAACUACUGAGAGAGCGCUACAUCUCCCCUAUCCGACCCAUCAAAGUCUUUAGUUCCGAUGGAAUACACGCCGCCUUCCGUUACAUGCAGCAAGGUACUCAUCUAGGAAAGAUCGUCGUGUCGAUGCGUGAUGCUUCAGGUCAGGUCAGCGCAGUCCAAGAUACCCAGCAACGGAAAAAGCCCAUCCAACUCAACAGUUCUGGUGCAUACCUGCUCGUAGGUGGCCUUGGGGGCCUGGGACAGGCUAUAUCUACGUGGAUGGUCCAAUCCGGAGCUCGUCAUCUCAUAUAUCUUUCCCGAACUGCGGGUUCAAGUGAAACCCACCGGGAGUUUGCCCAAGAGCUUGCCAGUAUGGACUGCCGCGUCGACUUUAUUCAAGGUACCGUGUCCAACAUAGAAGAUGUGACCACCGCCAUCUCACGGGCUCAAGGCCGGCUUCGGGGUAUCUUGCAGAUGUCUAUGAUGCUUUGUGAUCGGAGCUUCGCACGCAUGACACUGGAAGAGUGGAACACCGCUGUUGAUCCGAAGGUCAAGGGCACGUGGAAUCUUCAUAAUGCUUCGGUAUCUGCCAAUGCGGAACUUGACUUCUUUGUUCUAUUCAGUUCGGUGUCUGGUGUCUUUGGACUUCCUGGUCAGAUCAACUAUGCCGGUGCGAACACAUUCUUGGAUGCCUUUUCUCGGUACAGGUUGAGUUUGGGAUUACCGGCUUGCGCUAUCGAUAUCGGUAUCGUUGAGGGAGUAGGUUAUGCUGCCGAGCAGGAGGAAGUUUUACAAAAGCUCAAAGCUGCUGGUGGCCUGGGAAAUACAGUCUCAGUGGGCGAGCUUUUGAGCGCGGUAGAGGCAGCGAUGACAUCUAUUCCAAAUAUGUCGAGACCCGAAGCAAGCAACUUCGGCGUUGGGAUUCGUCCCAACUUCCCCCUCACAGAUCAAAGAAAUCGUUUGAUCUGGAAGAAGGACAUCCGAAUGUCGGUGUUUCAUAAUACUGCAAGCGCCGGAACCACCGUGGUCUCUGCAUCCGGCACUAGCUUGGAGGCCUUCAUCACACAGGUCAAGGGCGAUGCCGCGCUAUUAAGCCAACCUGAUUCCUCUCAAAUACUCGCUGUGGAAAUUGGAAAGAAGAUAUUUAGUUUCUUAUUGAAGUCAGAAGAAGAGCUGGUGACGUCUUGCUCCUUGUCCGAGCUGGGAAUGGAUUCCCUCGUGGCAAUUGAGGUAAAACAGUGGUGGAAGGCGACAUUUGGGUUCGAUAUAAGUGUCCUCGAGUUGAUGGGAAUGGGCUCCCUCGAUAUGCUCGGGCAUCACGCUGCUCAUGGCAUGCUUAAACUGUUCCAUGGUGUGCAACAGCAAGUUGAUUGA